Messenger RNA from Pistacia vera, 769 nucleotides. RefSeq names its product GATA transcription factor 15-like. The record is from RefSeq and is a predicted model, not a curated record. The transcript is spliced from 3 exons. Lineage: Eukaryota; Viridiplantae; Streptophyta; Magnoliopsida; Sapindales; Anacardiaceae. The coding region runs from base 251 to 643 and encodes 130 amino acids. Gene Ontology annotation, biological process: regulation of DNA-templated transcription. Gene Ontology annotation, molecular function: zinc ion binding; sequence-specific DNA binding.
CAGGUACUAGUAUUCAUCUGGUGGCUCACUCUCCAAAAUUUUGAGAAUAGAUUCCCCCUCGUGAUUGAAUUCUUAUUUAUAUCGUCUUUGUGGCUGUCUUAUCUCGAAGUUCUUCCUCUUAUGUCUUAGUCGGAUCAACCAUAAUCUCCCAAAAGAUGUUUUGAACUCUCUAUAAAACGCCUGAUCAAAGGCACACACCUGAGAUAUCCUGAGGUUUCCUUUUCUCUUCUUCAGAUAAUUGAUAGCUAAAAUGGAUGUGAAGACAAAAGGAUCAGAACCAGAGGACUUGAAUAGCUCACCACCAAGUGUAUCCAACGAGAUCAAGAAAAGCUGUGUAGAUUGUCACACAACUACAACACCUCUAUGGCGAGGCGGUCCAGCUGGCCCCAGGUCACUAUGCAAUGCAUGUGGGAUCAGGUACAGAAAGACAAGGAACGCAAUCUUGGGUUUGGACAAAAGAAGAGCAGAAAAAUGUAAGAGAAAGAAUAGUAAAGAGUGUAGGAAGCUUGGAGUUUCGGUGAAAAUGGGACUGAUGGGUGUUGGAGGAGCAAUGUCGUUUAAGAGAUCAUUGAGAGAGGAAGAAGAAGCUGCCAUGCUUUUGAUGGCUCUAUCUUGCGGCUAUAUGUCUAUGCAUGGUCCUUAAAAACAGAGUGAAAGCCCUAACAAACAUAACAGCCACCCUCUUCUUCACUAUUCACCUUUGACUUUAUUGUCAUGCAGUCCAAUCUCCACCGAUCUGGAUGGAGAAAUGGAUGUGGUGUAUAAGAAA